Oreochromis niloticus (Nile tilapia) is the source of this 972-nucleotide messenger RNA. It is a transcript of the gene uqcc6, whose product is annotated as ubiquinol-cytochrome c reductase complex assembly factor 6. Gene Ontology annotation, cellular component: mitochondrion. The transcript has 3 exons. Gene Ontology annotation, biological process: mitochondrial respiratory chain complex III assembly. The record is from RefSeq and is a predicted model, not a curated record. The coding region runs from base 164 to 382 and encodes 72 amino acids. NCBI's taxonomy places the organism in Eukaryota, Metazoa, Chordata, Actinopteri, Cichliformes, Cichlidae.
UCUCUAUCAAAGAAUUUCCAGUAGUUAGCUAAACGUCACGACCUGCUUCUGGUCCUCAAUGACAGACGCUUGACUUUAAGCUAGUAAGAAUGAGCUUUAGGCUGUGAACAUUUACUUAUUUGUGACGGGAACAAGUAAGGUUGAGUCACAUCAGUCUGUGAAGAUGCCAGCUGGGGUGUCUUGGGCUCGGUACAUCCGGAUGUUAGGAGCCAGUGUUUUGGCCAUGUUUGCAGGAGCACAGGCAGUCCAUCAAUACUACCUGCCUGACCUGAGUAUACCAGAUGUCCCACCAAAGCCUGGUGAGCUUCGAACAGAGCUGCAAGGCUACAAAGUCAGAGAAGAAGCCUUAAAGAACGUUAAAUCUGAAGAAGAUACCCGCUGAUGUGGAUCUACAUCCUCUGUGUGACAGACACUGAAAGAAGCAGAUAGCACUAGCCCCACUAUGUCAUAUGUGGGAUGUCUGGACAUAAAUAUUUUCUGUAUUUGAUGUUUUCUUCUAAUGGGACAAACCGAAGAAGAAUAAUGUGCCAAGCGUGACUUGGAAAGUGUUAUUCAUGCCUUUAUUACCUCACGUUUAGAUUAUUGUAAUUCUCUUUUAAUAGGGGUUGGGCAGGGCACUUUGUCACGCUUGCAAUUAGUGCAAAAUGCUGUGGCACGAUUUUUAACUGGCAGAAGAAAAUUUGAUCACAUCACUCCGAUAUUGGCCUCUCUACACUGGCUUCCAAUUGAAUUUAGGAUCUGUUUUAAAGUCCUUUUAUUGGUUUUUAAAUCUCUAAAUGGUCUGGCACCUGUUUAUUUGGCUGACUUGUUGCUUUCUGUCCCAAAGUCACGGCGGAAACUUAGAGGAGACAGAGCGUUCUCUGUUGCAGCGCCGAUGCUUUGGAAUAACCUUCCUCUCCAUAUUAGACAGGCUACAUCAGUGCCAGUUUUUAAGUCUUUAUUAAAAACCUAUUUUUAUUCCUUGGCUUUUAA